Molecule: messenger RNA, 1615 nt
Organism: Teleopsis dalmanni
Lineage: Eukaryota; Metazoa; Arthropoda; Insecta; Diptera; Diopsidae
Exons: 1
Coding region: 1-1584 (527 amino acids)
Source: RefSeq, a predicted model, not a curated record
AUGAAUCGCCAGUCCCGCGUUGAGACACAAAGGAAAGCACAUGCUCGUUUGCUGGAGGAGUUAGAUAACCUGAACCUAAGCGACAGUUGUUGUGAGAUUUGCCAUUGUGAUUGUUAUAAUUCGCAUCGAAGUUCUGAUGAUUUGAGUAUAACGGGUUUGAAAUUUUCAACAGAUUGCUGUGGUUUCGAUGAGUUUAACGAUAUUUGUAAUCUAACAGAACCCAAGGUUGCCAAUACUGCAAUUAAGAAAACGGGUAAUGGUAAGAAAACGACAACAAAUGGUGUGGCCAAAAAAUCCAAAGUAAAGAAAAAGAAAAAUGCUUCCACCAAUAAAACAUCCAAAAGUGCUAAAACAACUCCAAUACGUCAGAGUACAUCCCCGGAGUUCUUAAGAACAACAACAAUAAAGAAACGUUCAAAAAGCGCCGGGAGUGUACGUAGUCAAAGUGGUGUCUCGGAUAUAUCCACACAAUACACACGAGACUGUAAGAUUUUGCAAGAACUAUUGACUUCACUAGAUCAGCCGACUGAAGGGCUUAAAAUCUCUGGUAAACGUAGUAGCAUGCUAACGAGAAACAGUACUUCCUUUAAGAAACUGCCACCCUGGCCCAGUUUGGGUGAACUGCCAACUUGUUCAACAAAAGCAAUUGCGACUGACACUAAACUCACAUUAUCACCCUUAAAACUAAGUGAAUCAAUGGCGAAUCUGUGUUUAGCACCAACAGUACGCGAAGCUUACCAACGAGUGCCGUCACAUGAUCAGAAGAUAUUGAAUCGCAUGGCGAAUAAGCGAAGUGAGAAAGCUACUGCCAAAGAAAAUGCUUGGUUGGCUCAAAAAUACUGGGAAAACGAACGCUACGAGCGAGAAUUGAUAAAAGUAGAACAGAUGGAGGAAUAUAAGCGUGCUGUGCGUGAUAAACAAUUUCAAGAUUAUCUAUUCACAAAAGCACGCCUAAAUGAAAUCGCGCAACGCGACCUGACGGAACUGCAACGACUUCGCGGACUGCUGCAAGAGAAGGACAAAAAAACAAAACGGCGUCUUGAUGCACUGCGUGUUGAACGUGAUAUAACAAUAUGUCAACGACGCUGCGAUGAGCUACGUAAGGCGGAAGCUGUAAAUGUGCAGCAAGAGGAACAGCAAUUGGAUGAAACCCUACGAAAACGUGAAAUAUGCAAUCGCCUCACCGAGCGCUUACAGCGUGCCGAUGAGAUACGCUCGCGGAUGUUGGGCAGCUAUUUGAAACGUAUACGUUAUGCUAAUUAUGUGGAGCAGCUGAUGCAUGAUGAGCAUUGGCGUGAUGUGCAGGUAUUUGAAAAGCAAAAGCGUGAACUAUUGAAAGACCACAUAGAUCAGAAACGCACUAAGUGCCAGCGUUUUGUGGAGAAGCGCCAACGUCGUAAUGAAGCUCUGUCGAAGACAGCAAAGAUAUCAGCUAGUUUACGUGAAUUAGUCAGAAAUUCAGUGACUCCUGAGGGUGGCGCUGCUGGUAGUGGACUCGGUGCUACCGCCGGUUUUAGUGGUAGCGUGCCAGCUUCAUUAAGCAAAUUGUUACUCGAUAGACCCAUAUCGAAAUUAGCUUUAUAAGUGCAAAAGUGUUAUUAGCUUUAAAUUUCUG